AUGGAUAGUACAUUUGAAACCCUUAUUUCAAACCAUAAAGUUGUGGUCUUCAGUAAAGCAUGGUGUCCUUACUGUAGAAGAGUUUUAUCAGCUCUAACAAAUGCUGAAAUCGAUCAUGAAGUAAUUGAUUUGGAUUAUCACCCAGAAGCAUCUCAGAUUGCAUCAGAUUUGAGAGUAGCAGCCGGCAGAACAAGUGUCCCACAAGUCUUUAUAGGAGGAGAAUUGGUUGGAGGAUGUGAUGACACCCUCGCAGCAAUGUCAGACGGGUCAUUAAAAACUUUACUCGACGCAGCAUCCUAAAGCCCCCACAGAACUUCUCCCACUCUUAUAUCCAAACAUCUUAUU
Moneuplotes crassus is the source of this 345-nucleotide messenger RNA. NCBI's taxonomy places the organism in Eukaryota, Ciliophora, Spirotrichea, Euplotida, Euplotidae. The record is from the annotation of a GenBank genome assembly.